AUGGCGGUGCAUCGCAUCGAUUUCGCGAGCUGCACAAAGCGGCUUCGGCGCUCUGCGCAUGACGCGCCGACUCGAUUGCUGGUGCUACAAGAGCUCUCUGAGGCACUCAGCGUUGCGACAGAGGAUGUCUUUCUGGGUGCAUUUCCUCUGGAUGCGCUAGUCGUGGAAUUACUCUGGACACUUGGUGGCCCUGAGCCAAAAGACCACCUUGUGUCGGACCGCCGUGCUCCCGACGACGACAAUGAUGAUGACCUCGCAGCUGUCCUGGCGAGCACGGCACAUGACGCUGGUGAGAGCGAGGAGGCACAGAUUUAUGCGUGUCGAUGUAUUGCGCACAUGCUCGAAGCACUUCCCGAGUCUGCGCACUGCAUAGUGCGUCGUGGCGCGGUGCGACUGCUUGUUGGGAAACUGCAGGAAAUUGCAUUUAUUGACCUGGCCGAGCAGGUGCUCCAGACUCUCGAGAAGCUCUCGGCAACGCAUGCCCCUGCGAUUAUCCGCGAGGGCGGCAUGCUUGCUGUGUUGCAGUACCUAGACUUUUUCGGUAUUUACGUGCAGCGUGUCGCCAUGUCCACCGUGGCCAACUGCUGCCGUCACCUGACGCAGGCGACAGCAAAGCGCGCAUUGGAGGUCGUGCCGAUCGUCGGUCAGGUGCUGGGGUACUCGGACACGCGUCUCGUUGAGUCGGCUUGCCGCUGUGUGUGCUUGAUGACACAAAAAAUGGCCGAGGACGAACAAGCACUCGAGCAGCUCAUGUCGCACUUGCUGCCAGCCGUGUGUGCGCUUCUCGAACGCGGCCUUGGCAACGAGACAAAUAGCCUGCCGACCUUGCCGAACGACCUAUACACGGAUGUGCUUGACGCUCUGGGUCAGGCAGCACGCAUCAGCACGUCGCUUGUACACAGUCUCGUGGAACACCAUCUCGUCAGCACACUCUUCGUCCUGUUGACGGGAGCGCCGGACCCCACUGUUGUUGUGCCCCAAUCGGCGCUUCUUCAGAACUUUGCGAUGCACUCGCCGGUGCAGAUCCAAGCGGCCGUGAGCCUUUUGCAAGAUGUGCUCCCACCACUCCCGCAGGACGGCAUCUUUGAUGCUCGUGCUUACAGUGAGAAAGCAUACAUGCAGAAAUGGCGCCGCGCUGAGCGUGCAGGAUGUAAAAUAGGCGAGCUCGACCCAUCGCUCGACGAUGCACCCGUUCGUCGACAGAGCGCAUCAGCGUUGAAGCGGCAGCGAGCAGCAGAGACGCGAGCCGAGGCUCAGCGUGCUUGGCCACACUUUUUCGAGCGCUACAUGGCACAAUUGGUACCAGUGUUUCUCUGUCUGUACACAGCAAGUGGCUCGUUGCAAUUGCGAGAAACCAUCCUCACUGCGAUCCUACGCGUACUAUACUAUGCUGAUGCAGCGACCCUCGAUGGUCAGCUUGACAAGCGCGCGUUUGCUAGCUUCUUGGCAGGUGUUCUGGCAUCGCAGGAGCAUGUGAUCUGUGUGGAUGCUGCUUUACAGGCCGUGGAGCUUCUCGUGUCUCGUAUGCCGUUCUUGCCGCUUCUUCUGCGAGAAGGCGUCGUAUGGCACGUCGAGCAACUGGCUAACGACGACGUGCGUGAACGCGACCGUCGCGCCGAUAACCAUGAAGAAGUUCCGUCCUCGUCGACGUCCUCGAACUCAGGAUCCGCACCAGCGCCGCGAUUCCGCUUCCGUGCUAAGCUCGUGCAUGAACGUCUCAAGGCACUUCCGGAGGAUGCAAACGUGGCUGCUGCACGGCGUAUGGUGCAUGAUCUGGAGCAGCUAGCUGAGCGUGUGCUGUCCAGAAGCAACCUGUCAGGAGCGCUCCAUGAGCUCGCCUCGAUCAUCCCACGCAUCACGAGCUUCGAGCUGCACGUAUCGGGACUCGUCGAGGCCCUGUAUGAGUGUGUGACGGAGGAUGCAGAUGGCAUCGACAGCGUGAACGGGCAGAGUAAUGUCCAAGAACGUCGAGCCUUGCUUCGCUCCGCGCUUAUGCCAGCGAAAGAGUCGCUCGUGGCGUGUUUGCAUGCUAGUCUGAGCCGUCUCGAAGACCUGAAUGUCAAGGCUCUUGGAGGCCCGUCAUCGCUCACGAAGCAUCUGAAAUUGCGACUUGUGCCAGAAGAAACGACGGCGGAACGUCUUCCUCGGCCGUACCGCUCAUUGACGGUUUCGAUCCAUGCCAUCAUGACUACACAGGCGCUACAUGACUUCCUCAAGCCAAAGAUCCAGCUGGCGCUAUCGCCGAAUAGUAUGUCUGGCCUCUCGGGCAUGUUGGCGGCGCUGGCUGCUGCUGCGGGGAGGCCAGAUGACGUGCCUCGGAACGAGGACAACGCCGAUGACGAUGUGGAUAUGGCUGAUGACCCGGCCGACGCUGCUGGUGACGACGUGGAUGUGAGUGAUGAUGCAGACGUCAUCACCGACAACGUCGCUGAGCACCACAAUAAUAACACGGCAGAAACGAGCCAGGAAAAGAAUCUCGAUGAUGCUAGCGUAGACAUGAGCGAAAGUGGCCAUGGGGCGGACAUUGAGCACACUGAUGCACACGCCGCAAGCCAGAACAAGAACGAAAAAUCCACUCAUCAACGUGCAGGACCAUCCUAUGCAUCAGCAGCUCAGUCGUCGAAAAGUGCUUGGCAUUUGGCGUUCGAACUCAAUGGGACACACCUACCACUUGAUGCCACCCUUUACCGCUGUUUAGAGGAGCAGCGACUCAGCACCGGUGCUGCAGAUAUCCACACCGUCAAAUACAAAAUCGUGCCUGGUCCUCCUGCGGCACCAAGUCAGCGCUCAGAACAUGUGCCGAUGAUCCUGCCUGCUCAUGGCUUCCAACAGACGCUUCCAAAUUGCAUACCGAAUGAUGCGCCAUACGCGCGCACGAUGCAGCUGCUUGGAGCACUUCGGGAUCUGUGGGAGAACGAUCUAAGCGAUGACGUAUUCGUCAAUACAAAACUCUCAGCAAAACUUGCUCAGCAGCUUGAGGAGCCUCUUGUACUCGCAAGUGGCUGCCUGCCCGCUUGGGCAGUGGAACUGCCACUGAUGCAAUCAUUUCUUUUCACAUUCGACAGCCGGCUCAGAUACGUGCAGAUGACUGCUAUGGGAUACGCACGUCUUCUGAGUCAGUGCGACAAGACCCAUAUGGACGACUUGCUUACGGCCAUGUCUCGGCUGCCACGACAAAAAGUGCGUAUUUCCCGCGCGAAUCUACUUGCAUCGGCCGUGAAAGUGCUUGAGUUGUACGCAAAAGGCUCUUCGAUUCUCGAGAUCGAGUAUUUCGACGAAGUCGGCUCAGGCCUUGGCCCUACGCUCGAAUUUUACGCCCUCGUGUCACGCGAGUUCCAACUCGCAUCACUGCAAAUGUGGCGCAACAGCAAUGGCGCUAGUAAAGGGUACGUGCCUGCAGGCCAAGGCCUCUUCCCAGCGCCCAUUGACGACACGGACCCACUCAAGAACAAGGUCGUGCCUCUCUUUUACACACUUGGCCAGUUUGUGGCAAAGUCGCUUCUCGACUCUCGCAUCAUCGACGUGCCAUUCCACCCCUUGUUCUGGCGCGCGGUCCUGGCACGUCGUGUGCCUUGCACUCUCGAGAUACUUGGUAUAAUCGACCCAACACUUAGUCGCUCUCUUCGUGCUCUGCUGAGCAUGCCAUCGGCCGACCUCGACGCCCUCGGCAUGGAUUUCUCUAUGCCUGGAAAUGAGCGGAUCCUGCCUAGUGCAUCAGACACUAAUGAUACUCGCGUGACUGCCAGCAAUGUCAAUACGUACGUUCAAGCAGUCUUGGACAUGUCUCUACGCGAUGGUAUUAGCCAACAAAUCACUGCGUUCCGACAAGGAUUCGACAGUGUGAUGCCGUUAAGGUCGCUUAACGUCUUUCAUUCAAAGGAGCUCGUCGCCCUGUUUGGCCAGAGCAACGAAGAUUGGGAUGAGUCGACACUCUUCCGCACCAUCGUGCCGGAUCAUGGUUUUUCCGGCGACUCGACACCGUUCCGAGACCUCGUCUGCAUCCUAUCCCAGCUGACGAAAGAAGAGCGCCGCACGUUCGUGCAGUGGCUUACAGGCUCGCCACGCCUUCCCUUAGGAGGUUUCGCUGCACUGCAGCCGCCGUUCACGGUCGUUCGUCGUCAGCACGAAGCGCCUCUGAAGCCAGACGACUAUCUGCCGAGUGUUAUGACAUGCGUAAACUAUCUUAAGCUCCCAUGCUACUCGAACCGUGAAGUCAUGAAGUCACGCUUGUUCACGGCCAUGCAUGAGGGACUGACAAGUUUCUAUCUGUCAUAG
Malassezia globosa CBS 7966 is the source of this 4275-nucleotide messenger RNA. RefSeq lists its product as uncharacterized. The coding region runs from base 1 to 4275 and encodes 1424 amino acids. The transcript has a single exon. Gene Ontology annotation, molecular function: ubiquitin protein ligase activity. Gene Ontology annotation, cellular component: nuclear speck. The record is from RefSeq and is a predicted model, not a curated record. Gene Ontology annotation, biological process: protein polyubiquitination; proteasome-mediated ubiquitin-dependent protein catabolic process. NCBI's taxonomy places the organism in Eukaryota, Fungi, Basidiomycota, Malasseziomycetes, Malasseziales, Malasseziaceae.